AUGCGGAGUUCCGCGUUUCUCGUCGGCCUGGAGACCACCGCCUCCCCAUGUAGCACAUCCUGCAGGUCCCUGGCCGCCUGGCUCGCCUCGCUCCAGCUCAGCAUCUGCCAAGAUGGCAUACGCCGAAUGCGGCAGGCGCUGAAGCCAUUGUACAUCCGGGCGAUCAGGUCGUACCGCACGAUAUCGUACAUGGCGGCGACCACCCUGGCCGGGUCCCCUCUCGUGGAGUUCCUCUACGAGGAACGGCGAAUCCUCUACUGGAGGAUCAAGGAGCUCCGCGAGGAGGGGGUCUUAACGGCUAGGGACUCGCGGGCCUUAAAAUCCCAGGCCGUGGCCCGUACCCUGGAGAAGUGGGGGGACAUUUUGUCCGACCCACGGGGGUACGGGCGCGAGACGGCUGAGGCUGUCCGUCCCUGCCUGCCGGAGUUGGCCGGCAGGAGGGGAUGCGGACUGUCCUACCAUCUGGUGCAGGUGCUGACGGGCCAUGGGUGCUUUGGCAAGUACCUGCACCAAAUUGGGAAGGAGCUCACCACCAGGUGCCACCAUUGCCCCGUCCUGAUGGACACGGCGCUCAACACCUUGGCUGCAUGUCCAGCCUGGACUUACGGAAAUCUAACACCAUUCUCCAACGUUUAUGACCGUCCGUGCCUGCGUUUUUAG
This is a messenger RNA of Harpegnathos saltator (Jerdon's jumping ant), 660 nucleotides long. RefSeq lists its product as uncharacterized. The coding region runs from base 1 to 660 and encodes 219 amino acids. Lineage: Eukaryota; Metazoa; Arthropoda; Insecta; Hymenoptera; Formicidae. The record is from RefSeq and is a predicted model, not a curated record. The transcript is spliced from 2 exons.